AUGAGCGAAGUGAUUCAGAAGCCCAUUACUUUACAAGAAUUCUUUCCCAAAGGAUAUCUAGAUGAUGAAGUCGUGACAACUUACAUAGUGUCAACUGGGAAAGCGAGCCCUAAUGAUGAAGAUAACAAGGAUCAAAAUGAAAACCAACCUGUAAAGGACCAUACAAAGGAUACAUCCAUCAUUGAAAAGUUUGAUGACAAGGAAGUAAUUGGAGUGGUGGCAGACCAUAAAUUGUUUACAGAAAUAGAAGUUCAUUUUACAGAAGCCAAGUUUUAUAUUGAGCCCGAUACACCUUCGGAGGUGCCCAUCCCAAGCUAUCCAUCUACACAAGAAGUUGAAUCUGUAAAACCAAAAGAUGCAUUGUCUGACCCUUUAGAUGUUUCAUUGACAGACACUAUAAAGUAUGGUGUCCCUCGAUACAUCAUCAUUGAUAAUGGAAAGAAUUUCAAAGAUAGUUGGGUGACUGACCUUUAUGAGAAGUUUGGCUUCAAACAACCUAAAUCUUCCAUGUACAACGCCCCUGCCAAUGGUCUUGCUGAAGCAUUCAAUAAAAAUCUUUGUGAAUUAUUAAAGAAGAUGGAUUCUGCCAUGAGACUUGACGAAAGUGGAUCAGAAGAUGAUCUUGAUUUGAUUGACCUUGAAGUGGAUCAGAAUGAAAAUGCAGAUGUGCAAGCGCAACCGAAAAAGAAACAAGACACGAAGCGCAAAAGAAAACUCACAUCAAAAGUUUGGUUGCACUAUGAUAUACUUCCACCCGGUAAGGACAAGAAGAGAAGAUACAGAUGUAAGAAGUGUGGGACUGAGUAUAUUGCGGAGGGUAGGUAUGACACUGGUAAUUUAAAGCGGCAUAUAGAUUCGUGUGUUAGGAAGGAUACACAGGACAUAGGUCAGUUGCUUUUAUCUCAAUCAUCUGAAUCCAUAUCUAUGCGUGCUUCUAAGUUUGAUUUUAAUAGAUUUCAUGAGUUAGUGAGUGCUGCUAUCAUUAUGCAUAAUCUGCCAUUUCAAUUUGUUGAAUAUGAGGGCAUUAGAAACAUGUGUCAUUAUUUAAAUGAGGAGGCUCAGCCCGUAAGUAGGAACACAGCCAAGGUUGACAUAUUAAGGAUGUAUAAAAAUGAAAAGGGUAGGCUUCGACAUAUGUUGGAAUCAACAAAUGGUAGGAUUUCUCUGACAUCUGAUUUGUGGUCUUCUCUAACUACUGAUGGGUACUUAUCUCUUACUGCACAUUUUAUUGAUGUGGAUUGGCGCUUACAAAAAAGAAUUUUGCACUUCUCUUACAUGCCAUCUCCACACAAUGGUGUUGCUUUGACAGAAAAGAUUUAUACAUUACUAGUUGAAUGGGGGAUUAAAAAGAAACUAUUUUCAAUUACUCUAGACAAUGCUUCUUCAAACUGUUCAUUUAUUGAAUUGUUGAAGUCUCAACUCAAUUUGAAUGAUGCUUUAUUAAGUGGUGGAGAGUUUUUUCACAUUCGUUAUUGUACACAUAUCUUAAAUUUGAUAGUGCAAGAGGGGUUAAAAGAGGUUGAUGAAUCUAUCAUAAAGAUUCAUGAGAGUGUUAAGUAUGUUAAAGGUUCUCAAAUGAGGAAACAAAAAUUCUUUGAAUGUGUCCCUCAUUUGAGUGAUUCAAAUUACAAGUUUUGCCCAUCUCAAGAGGAGUGGAGUAGGAUAGAAAAGAUUUACAACUUCUUAACUGUUUUUUAUGAUGUUACAAACAUCUUUUCUGGAUCCAAGUAUCCCACGGCAAACUUGUACUUUCCAUUUGUGUUUUUGGUUCAAUUGACAUUGCGAGAGGAAAUGGAUAGUAGGGAUCAGUUUAUAAGCAAGAUGGCAACUCAAAUGUAUUCAAAGUUUGCAAAGUAUUGGUCUGAUUAUAGCAUGAUCCUUGCUAUUGCUGUAAUUUUAGAUCCUAGAUACAAGCUUGGGUUUGUUAUUUUUAGCUAUAACAUGCUUAAUGGUGAUAACAACAUUGAGAGCACACUAGUUCGUGAUGCACUAUUUAACCUUUUGGAUCAAUAUUUGUUGAAUUCUCCUAUAGCUUGUACCACCAAAUCCACAUCUUCACCAAAUGAUGGAAGUGAGCACCAGCAAGUUGAUGAGGGACAGUUAACUAAAAAGUUCAUUGAUGUUAUGAAGAAUGAUAAAUUGCUUGGAAAUGUCCAAAAAUCAGAGUUGGAACUCUAUUUAGAUGAACCAAAAAUCAAUAGGAAUGCGAACCUUGACGUGCUUACCUAUUGGAAAGCCAAUCAGUUUAGGUAUCCUGUGCUUGCUCAAAUGGCUCAUGAUAUAUUGAGCAUUCCAAUCACUACAAUUGCUUCUGAGUCUGCGUUUAGUGUUGGUGGUCAGGUUCUUGAUCAAUAUCGUAAUGCACUUAAACUAGAAAAUGUGGAAACUUUGGUAUGCACGAGGGACUGGAUUUUUGGUUUGAAAGAUACAAUGAAGCUUCACACAGAUGACUUGAUUGAUGAUGUAAUGAAACUUAAUAUCAACAAUGAUGACCCUGCUGUAGGCCAAUGUUCCACCAGUGUUAGCGUGACCGAACAUUAA
Messenger RNA from Cornus florida, 2541 nucleotides. Its product is annotated as zinc finger BED domain-containing protein RICESLEEPER 2-like. Gene Ontology annotation, molecular function: protein dimerization activity; DNA binding. The transcript has 7 exons. Lineage: Eukaryota; Viridiplantae; Streptophyta; Magnoliopsida; Cornales; Cornaceae. Gene Ontology annotation, biological process: DNA integration. Bases 1 to 2541 code for a protein of 846 amino acids. The record is from RefSeq and is a predicted model, not a curated record.